Molecule: messenger RNA, 2650 nt
Organism: Rubroshorea leprosula
Lineage: Eukaryota; Viridiplantae; Streptophyta; Magnoliopsida; Malvales; Dipterocarpaceae
Source: the annotation of a GenBank genome assembly
GACAGAAGGAAAAGAAAAAGAAAAAGAAAAAAAACCAGAGAGAUCAGUUUCUUCUUCGACCAAAACCUCUUUCGUUCGCCGCACUGUUUCUUCCCUUUAGAAAAGGAUAACAAAGAGAAAGAUCCGGGAUUUUUCCCGGCAGGAAUUCGAAGGAGAUUCUCGCUGCAUUUCUCAUCUUCUAAAUCAAUUUUCCUGCGUUUGGUUUUUGUAGAUUGAAUUCUGUUUAGUUUACUCUGAAGCAGGAUUCAGAAAACAAUUUGCACGUCGAAUUCUUCUCAGAUCAGAUCAGAGAAGAAUCGCGGUUGCAUCUUGCGUUUGGAAUCGGAAGGUCGGAAUUCUUACUACCGGUGUCUGAAUUUUUUAGCGGAAGAUAUUUAUUUUAAAUCUGUGGAGCAAAAAACCAGGGGAUUUCUUUUGGAGAUUUAAAAUUCUGCUGAAUUAUUGUUGUGAAUUUCAAAAUCUGAGGUUAACUGUCGAAAGAGUCUCCGGUUCCGGAUUCACAACUUAAUGCGCCUCCGAUCUCAGGCGGAAUCGUAAUAUCUCCAAGGAAAACUCAUUUUUCUGGCGGAUCUUAAUUCCCUUCCAGAAUUCUACAAUUUUUCUCCAGCCAUCAAAUUCAAAUCCUGAAUUCUGAUUCGAACUAGAAUUCGAAAUUUUCUGUUCAAAAUAUAUUUCGGCCGACUAUGGAACUUCCGCAAUCCUGUCCCUUAAGAACCGAAGCAGGAAGAAAACCAACACAUGACUUUCUGUCACUCUACAGUCAUUCAACUGUUCAGCAAGAUCCAAGGCCACCUUCUCAAGGUGCGUACCUCCAAACUCAUGACUUCCUGAAACCACUGGAGCGGGUAGGGAAAACAGGUGCAAAGGAAGAGGCCCAAGUUGAGGUAUCAACGGCUGAAAAGCGACCACCUUCGGCACCAUCUCCUUGUGUGGAACACGUCCUCCCUGGUGGAAUUGGAACUUACAGUAUAAGCCAUAUUUCCCAUUUUACUCCUAGGGUUCCAAAACCUGAGGGGACAAUAUUCACGGUGGCUCAAGCAAGUAGCACUCAUGAGAGAAAUGAUGAGAAUUCCAACUGCAGUUCUUAUAGUGGCAGUGGAUUCAGUUUGUGGGAGGAAUCUGCUGCAAAGAAGGGAAAGACAGGGAAGGAGAAUGCGGAAGGGUCCGCUUUUAUAAGAGACGGAGCGGGAAAAGUAGGUCCAUGGACGGCGUCGCUGGAGAGAGGUUCACAAUCGUCAACGAACAACCACCGUAACAGCUUCAGCUCUCUAUCUUCCUCGCAACCAUCAUCGGGUCAGAAGAGCCAGAGCUUUAUAGAGAUGAUAAAAUCAGCUAAGGCUAAUUCCCAGGAUGAAGAUUUAGACGAAGAUGAAGAUUUUCAUCUCAAGAAAGAGUCUUCUAUUACCACCACCAUCAAUACCCAUAGUAAAGGAGAAUUGAGAGUCAGAGUAGAUGGCAAGAGCGCUCCUGAUCAGAAGGCAAAUACCCCACGCUCAAAACAUUCUGCCACUGAGCAGCGCAGGAGGAGUAAAAUUAACGACAGAUUUCAGAUGUUGAGAGAGAUCAUUCCUCAUAGCGAUCAAAAGAGGGAUAAGGCUUCCUUCUUAUUAGAGGUUAUUGAGUACAUUCAAUUCUUACAAGAAAAAGUACACAAGUAUGAGGGAUCAUAUCAAGGAUGGAGUCAUGAACCAGGGAAAUUGAUGCCAUGGAGAAACAACCACAAGAUUGUAGAGAGUUAUGCUGAUCAAUCUCGAGUGAUAAAUACCGGGUCUUCUCCUGCAUUAGUUUUUUCUUCCAAGCUUGAUGAGAAAAACAUCACCGUUUCUCCAACCAUUCUUGGAAGUGCACAUAACCCUGUAGAUUCUGACAUGAGCCAAGCUGCUUCUUUCAAAGCAAUGGACCACUGUCCUGGCUUGACAAACAAGCCAAUGCCCUUCCCUGUCUCACUACAGCCAGACUUUUUCACCUCUGCCCAAAGUAGCGGUGCAGCAACUCAACUACCACCGAGACUGGCAUCUAAUACAGAGAAUGCGUGUCAGUCCCAACCUGUAUUAUGUCACACUGGAACAUGUACGAGGAGUGGCACUGUUACUAGUGACAAGCUGAAAGAAAAUGAACUGACAAUUGAAGGGGGAACAAUUAACAUCUCAAGUGUGUACUCCCAAGGGUUGUUAAAUACACUAACAAAAGCACUGCAGAGUUGUGGAGUGGAUUUGUCACAAGCUAGCAUCUCAGUGCAGAUUGAUCUUGGAAAACAGUCUUCUAGUAGGCCUACUGCUUCAACAUCCACACUUAAGGAUAAUGAAGUUUGCACAAUCAAUCAAGGGAUGAUGCGUUCUAGAGUUUCUAGUGGUGAAGAUUCUGAACAAGCCCUGAAGAAGCUCAAGACAGGAAAAAGCUAGGAUGAGCAAUUUCACACCAUUCUUUUUUUAUUUAAUUAAUUCAUUUUUUGAGUACCCUUCUCAAUUAUGGAGGGUUAACCCUUUGCCUAAGUUUGUAAACUACUUAGUCGAGAGAUUAAGACCCAUUGUACAUCUAGUGGCUUUCCCAAGAAACAACCAUGUAUUAUUAAGUUAUUUCUUGUGUAUUAUUUAUGGAGGCUUCCAUUGUAAUAUUGAGAAGCUGCUUUUCACAUAAGUUUUCUGUUGGU